Enhydra lutris kenyoni (northern sea otter) is the source of this 1321-nucleotide messenger RNA. Its product is annotated as zinc finger protein 696. Lineage: Eukaryota; Metazoa; Chordata; Mammalia; Carnivora; Mustelidae. Gene Ontology annotation, biological process: negative regulation of transcription by RNA polymerase II; regulation of cytokine production; regulation of immune system process. The transcript has 3 exons. Bases 137 to 1261 code for a protein of 374 amino acids. The record is from RefSeq and is a predicted model, not a curated record.
CGCGCGGGGGACGGCGGCCGUUCCGGGGAGCGGAGGGGCUGCAGGCAGGGAUCCCCACUCCUGGUGCUUCUGUAAGGCACGGCAAGGAGAGCCCCCAGGCCUGGGUCUCCAGAACACCACGGAGAGGGCUACCCUGAUGGACACACACACAGCUUCCCUGGCACAGGCGGCAGGUGGCAGCCAGGCUUCCUGCUGGGCUCCUUCAGUGGCCGAGCGAGGGGCUCAGAGUGCCAAGCCGACGCCAACGCAGGAGGCUUUGGAAGAAGAAGAGCCUCGCCAGGGAGAGAGAGAGCUGGGCCCGUUACAGGGGCCUCCCUGGGCCCUGGGACUUCUGGAUGGCUGUGGGAGUGAGGAGGCCGGAGACAGGCCUAGAGAUUCCCUGAGGGUACCAGUUGUUUCUGCCAAACCUGGAGGGCAGUGUGGUCUGCACGGCAGAGUGUCCCCAUCAGGGGCCUCCCCAAACGCUCGCUCUGCCACAAGCAGGAGGGGCCCCUGCAAAGGGCGGCCUUAUCAGUGUGGCACCUGUGACCGGAGCUUCAAGUGCUAUUCGGACGUGGUGAAGCACCAGAGCAUUCACUCCGGGGAGAAGCCGUACGCGUGCAGCGACUGCGGGAAGGCAUUCAUCCACAGCUCGCACGUGGUCCGGCACCAGCGCACCCACCACGGGGAGAAGCCCUACGUCUGCACGGAGUGCGGGAGAGCCUUCAGCCAGAGCUUCAACCUUGUCCGGCACCAGCGAACUCACACGGGAGAGAAGCCGUACGGAUGUGCUGAGUGCGGCAAGUCCUUUGGUCAGCGGUCAGACGCCGCCAAGCACCAGAGGACACACACAGGCGAGAGGCCGUACGCGUGCAGCGAGUGCGGGAAGGCCUUCCUGCACAGCUCCAAUGUGGCCCGGCACCAGCGCACCCACCAUGGGGAGAGCCCCUACGAAUGUCAAGAGUGCGGCCAGGCCUUCAGCCAGAGCUCCAACCUCCUGCAGCACCGGCGAGUGCACACGGGCGAGAAGCCCUACGCCUGCCCGGAGUGCGGCCGCGCCUUCAGCCGGAGCUCCUUCCUCAGUGAGCACCGGCGCAUCCACACCGGGGAGAAGCCGUACGCCUGCGGGGAGUGUGGCCGCGCCUUCAGAGCCCUGUCGGGCUUCUUCCGGCACCGGCGGGUCCACACGGGGGAGAAGCCUUUCCACUGCACCAAGUGCGGCCGUGCCUUCCGCCUGAGCUCACACCUGAUCCAGCACCAGCGCGUCCACGGCACGGACUGAGCCUGCAAAUGGGCCAGGAUGCGGUGGGUGCAGCACCCAUGAAACUGGCUGCGCCUGGAG